Molecule: messenger RNA, 3135 nt
Organism: Callorhinchus milii (elephant shark)
Lineage: Eukaryota; Metazoa; Chordata; Chondrichthyes; Chimaeriformes; Callorhinchidae
Product: cilia- and flagella-associated protein 69
Biological process (GO): positive regulation of flagellated sperm motility; olfactory behavior; response to odorant
Cellular component (GO): non-motile cilium; sperm midpiece
Source: RefSeq, a predicted model, not a curated record
CCGCCGUCGCGUCCAUCCCAUCCCCAGCCUUAAUCUCACAAGCCGCCGGGUGUCCGACCGACCGUGAGAGGAGAAAGAUGAGCGUGAGCAAGAGCGUGCCGGUGGUCAGGCACGUUAUCACUGACGCCCGCAUGGGGCUCAGUAAGAGGUUUCGGAUAAAGCCUGUGGAUUUCAUCCGAGUUAUUAAACUAAUGGAAGAUCAAUUUUCAUGCAAUCUUUUUGAGAGACAUCUAAUUCUUCUGAAGAGAAUAGUGAAAAACUAUCAGUUUGGUUUUCCAAUAAAAGAGUUGGUGCAUAUCUGUAAAAUUCUAAAUCUCUGUGAGGAAAAAGUCAAAGAUCACGAAAUCUACAUGCAGUCGAUAUGUGAAAUCCUCAGACUGUGUGGUUUAGGCUUCCUAAAGGAGAAGUUAUCUGAUGAAUUAAACUUUGCCCAGAUUGUGUCCGAAUCCAUUUCACAGAUGGGUUACCUACUGAGAAUGCCCAGUAAUGAGGUGAGAAUGCAACUCUGUAACUCUAUCAUGAGGCUCUAUAACGAAGAACCCCUUGACCAGGAAAUUGAAGGUUAUUACCCCACUAAGAAGAGCUACAACAUGCAGAUGAUUGAAGAGAGUGGAGUGGUAGAAAGCUUGGUUAUGGGUCUUACCUUGGUUGAAGACCAGUUGGAGAUAAAGUUGCGGAUAAUCCAGACCUUGCAAUUUCUAUCCAUGUCAUCAGUUAUGAAUUGUAACUUGAUGUUGAAUGCACAAGCUGCAAACCGAAUCUGUCACUGUCUGAAUGCUCCCGACCCAUCUGGACAACUACUAUUUCGAUCAGCUGAGAUUUUAUGGAAUCUUCUUGAAAAUGGCUCUAAGAAAGAAGUUAUUAAUCAGUUGUCCAACUUUGAAUGUAUCAUGGCACUGAAAGAAACCUUCAUGAACCAAGCCCUACAUGGUUAUCGCCAUUACGAUAAACAGCUUCGAAAUGACUUGCUAGUCUUAGCUACUCUCGUAGCAGAAUCUCCCUUGGCUCCAUUUAUUGAAACUGGCUUUGCUAAACAUCUAAUCAUGUUUGCAGGAUUCCCUGAAGUUAAAAGCUUUAAUCCACUGCUUUCCAACUUUAAACUUACCACGAGUCAUGAGGACUUUGAAAUGAAGAAAUUAUUGUUUAACAUGAUGGUUGCUUUGACUAACGAUUUGGGUUCUGUACAGCUGCUUAGUGAAGGACAAGUACUAUUGGCCCUAUUUCACUAUGUUAAGCCGAAUGUGAAAUCCAAAAUUCGGGAGUGGUCUCCAGCCCAAUUUGAGGAGCUACAACUUCAUGCCAUGGUCUGUCUGACCUUGGUAGCUCCUCUCAUGGUGGAUGAUUACAUGGAAUGUCAAGGAAACACUCGCCUGCUUCUUCUACUAGAUUGCUGUGUGGGGCAAGAUCCAUGCAUUGGUAAAGGCAAUUUGUUCCAUGGUGCUAGUGGCUCUGGCAAUAAACAAGUUCAAAUGUACUACUGUCUAAGACUUCUGAGGUCAAUGUCAUCCCUUGGUGAAGAAAUAGUAAACCAAAAUUUAAGUGACCAAGGAGCCAUUCAGCAGCUACUAGGAAUUCUCAUCAACAUGGUAAACAGCAAGAAGGAAGAAAACAAAACGCUCAUUUCAAUGCAGACUGACAUCCUCAUCAUCUUGUCUGCCAUUUGUGAAAAUGAUAUCCACAGAAAGGAAUUGUUUGGUGCUGAUGGAGUAGAGGUAUUGAUCAUGUUACUGAAGAUGGACCCGGUUAAGUUUUACAGUGGUCUGGGUCACAAUAGACUUGUUCUGGCUUCAGUUGACUGUGUCUGGUGCUGCAUCAUUGGCUGCUAUACUACAGAAGAUAUUUUCCUGGAAAAAGAGGGUAUUUUUUUUCUCCUGGAUUUACUUGAAUCGAGCCCAAAGAACAUGCAGAAUUUGAUCCUUGGAGUCUUACUCGAGUUUUGUGACAACCCAAAAACACCUUUACACAUACAUGUUUGGCGUGGAGCGAAGAAUCUGACAGCUGAUAGUCUUCUAUUAAAACUUUGGAGACAAGACGAGAAAGAGAUGAAAGUAAAGCGAGAUGAACUAGGGAGGAUUGUAGAUGCAAAGAAGCCUCUUAUUGGGAUUAUCCAGGAGCAGCAAGGAAUAGUUUCAUUGCCAGCCAAAACCCAGAGUGCUGCGGUGAUCGAUGUGUCUGAAAAUCUAAGGGCAAAGAUAUAUUCCAUUUUCUGUAAAUUAGGUUUUCAAGAUCUAUCUUUGUGUGAACGGGAUUAUAUCACACUUGACAUCAUACAGCGAUAUCUGGACUUCAAGGUAGCAGAGGUGUGGAUUGAAAUUGAAAGGGAACUUAAGCAAGAAAAUGUACAUCCCAUCGCUUCAGAUACUGAUAUCAUCCACAAAAUCAUCAAGCAUGUCGAGAAUGUUAGCAGGACGGUAGCUUACCAACAGACUGAACUGCUUCAAAAAGAAUACAAUGAUAGUAUUAUGAAUGAGAUGCAAAUGUACAAAGAGAUUAAAGACAACUACAAACAGAGAGAAUCUGCCAUUAAAUCAUGGAAACAUUAUGUGAACAGGACAUCAAACUAUGAGUUUCUGAAGGAAGCCAAGAGAGUUCAGGACGAAGCUUUAAAAGCUUCCAGGAUUGAGGUAAAAAAUGAGAACGCCACAUUUCACCAACCUGAAAUCCUAAAUUUAAAUACAACUGGAUUUUUUGGACAUCUUGCAAUGGUAGAGAGCACGCCCCUGCAUCUGACGGGAGGCUUUUUGAAAAAGAUUGGCCAGACAAACAGGAGAAUUUCCAUAAAAGAAGGGCCAAAACGUAAACUCAUCACAUAAAGCAAAGAACCACAGAAAAAUUGCGAUAAAUAAGGAAUGAAUCAAACAUCCAUUAAACCAUUUUGAAGGUUACAUUUUAAUUUCUUUGGUUAACCUUUGGCUGCAUUUUGUUCUUAAAUUCAUUUUUCUUUUAUUUAUGACUUGCUCUUUUACAGAUGUAAAGUUUCACGUUGAUGGUUAUUCUCAUUUGUUUUGGUUUCACUGUGUACCAUAUUUUGUUCCUGCUGCAGACAUUAUACAAUAUUCUUUUAUCAGAUAUUCAUCAAAGGUUACAAGCCAGGUACCAGGCUAGCUCAGCUGGUAGCAUUCUUGCCUCUCAGGC